AGGAAGCUGCUGGGAUCAUGGGUGCUGAUGGCAUUUUCCUUGCGGCCGUCUCCCUCCUUUCUGCCCUCCAGCAAUAUCAUUUUGCUUGGCUGGUGAGGAGAUCAAGAAUGAAGCACAAGGUCGUGCCCCCAGCUGUCACUGGAGCUCCAGAAUUUGACAGAACACUUCGUGCACAACAAAACUGUGUGGAGUUUUAUCCAGUAUUCCUGACUGUUCUCUGGACUGCAGGAUGGUUUUUUAAUCAAGAAUUAGCCUCCUUCCUAGGUUUGCUGUACCUGUUUGCCUGCUACAAGUACUUCCAUGGUUACAUGCAGUCAGUGAGAGGAAGGUUAACAGGUUUUUAUUUGAAUGUAGUGAUUCUGGUUCUCUUAAUAACCCUGGGUGCUGCUGGGAUUGUUAACAGCUUUCUGGAUGAAUACCUGGAAUUCAGCAUUAUGAAGAAACUACAUCAAUUGUUCUGA
Calypte anna (Anna's hummingbird) is the source of this 461-nucleotide messenger RNA. RefSeq names its product microsomal glutathione S-transferase 2 (gene MGST2). Gene Ontology annotation, molecular function: glutathione peroxidase activity; leukotriene-C4 synthase activity; glutathione transferase activity. The transcript has 5 exons. The record is from RefSeq and is a predicted model, not a curated record. NCBI's taxonomy places the organism in Eukaryota, Metazoa, Chordata, Aves, Apodiformes, Trochilidae. Bases 18 to 461 code for a protein of 147 amino acids. Gene Ontology annotation, cellular component: endoplasmic reticulum; nuclear envelope; membrane. Gene Ontology annotation, biological process: leukotriene biosynthetic process.